CUAUGCCUCGCGUAUAGGGUAACAAAACAAAAUGCUGCAAUUCGCCGCAAGUCAAAAUCAGCUGUUUAAUAAAAUUGAUUAAAUAAAUUUCGGUUAAACUAGAAAACGAUUUUAGAUGUUAAUUAAACCUAAAAAAUGAGGAAAUCAGCCGUACAACAGAAUUGCUCUUCAAAACAACAAAUAAAAUAUAUUUGCAUUAAUUGUGGUCAUCCUAUAGCCGAGUUGUAUAGAAAAUAUAGCAACACCGCAAUCAAAACAAACAAUUGUGAAAAAUGUCACAAAAUAGCAGACAAAUAUAUCGAGUUUGACACAAUAAUAAUUUUGGUGGACGCGAUGUUGCUGUCACAGGAGUCUUACCGGCAUAUGCUACAUAACCGGAGCUUCAAGUUAAAUUGGAAAUUGUCGCUCGUUCUGCUGCUGCUCGAGUCCUUCGCCUUAUGGCGACAAAAAGAAAGCAUUGCAAGUGUCCAGCAGGAUGCGUUACACCAUGCAAUAAUCAGCGAAAAGGGUUUUUAUAUAUGCUGCUUACAAAAUUUAAUUGAUUACCUGAUUAUCACAUUACUUUUGUUGGUUGUGACCUGGGCACAACGACCAUCACUAAUUGAAUGCACUGGUAUUAGAAAAUUUUCUCUAAUUCUACUGAAAGCCAUCACCAUAGCUAAUUUAUCAAAAAUGUUCCUGCUACCACUGAUAGUAUGGCGUGGAAAUACUACAGAUUUGGGCGCCAACAUACAUCACGUACUUGUGCUGGGUCACCAUCUAUUAGCGCUGGUGUAUAUUUAUGCUAUAGUAAGUUACUUUAAAAAAACGCAAGCAUUUUUUAUUAUAUUGCCCGCUUUUGUAGCAAAAGAGUUUCUUAAGCGUCACAUUUCUGUGUGCUUAGAAUAUUAUUUUAGAGUAGAAUAAUAAUUAAUUAAAGGGAAAAUGUUUGUAAUUCACCAAAGUAAAUACCCAGUAAAAUAUGUACAUAUAUAACCAGUUAAGUUAUUUUCCAAAUAUUUCGUAUUUUAUUUCUAAUUAUAUUGAUGCUGAUUUUGCCUUUUUAUAAUACGGUGUAGGUUCACCAACUUUUCUGAGAUACAUAAAUAUGUAUUUGGGUAAAUACAUGCAUACAUGCUCGCUAGUACAUAUAUAUGUAUAUGAAUAUAUUUGACAAAAUAAUAUUCCACAUAUGUAUAUACAAUUAUAUUUGUUUCUUCGCAGUACCUAAAUCGGAAGUAAAUUUAUACUAUGCAUAUUACGUAAGUUAAAUAUGUAUCAUAUGUAGUUAAUCAUAAUAUAUUAAUUUACAAUCAAAUAGAGGACCUACCAAUGGUCAAAAAAAUUUGUGAUAAAUUUUCAAUAUCUAUAAAUUAUACCGAAAAUAAAAACUCUUAACCUCACAUUAUAAAAAGAUAGAAAU
Anastrepha ludens (Mexican fruit fly) is the source of this 1402-nucleotide messenger RNA. It is a transcript of the gene Arv1, whose product is annotated as protein ARV1. The transcript has 4 exons. Gene Ontology annotation, biological process: intracellular sterol transport; sphingolipid metabolic process; sterol metabolic process. Gene Ontology annotation, cellular component: Golgi apparatus; cortical endoplasmic reticulum. The coding region runs from base 136 to 906 and encodes 256 amino acids. The record is from RefSeq and is a predicted model, not a curated record. Lineage: Eukaryota; Metazoa; Arthropoda; Insecta; Diptera; Tephritidae.